This is a messenger RNA of Echinococcus granulosus, 819 nucleotides long. RefSeq lists its product as hypothetical. NCBI's taxonomy places the organism in Eukaryota, Metazoa, Platyhelminthes, Cestoda, Cyclophyllidea, Taeniidae. The transcript is spliced from 4 exons. The record is from RefSeq and is a predicted model, not a curated record. Bases 1 to 819 code for a protein of 272 amino acids.
AUGAAGACUGCACUCAUCUUCGUCACCCUCUCUCUCGUCCUCUUUACCGCUUGGUGCAGCGCCGAACCUAAACUCCCCUCCGAUGGAAUUCAUUACAUGGAUGUGUUAAGUGGAAGCGUUGAGAGUGCAGAUUUCGAAGAAGAGGGGAAGGAUGGAGAAGGCAAGGACGACAAACUCUCUGACUCGUAUGACAGCGCAAGAUACAAGUGGAGGGAACAACGCUUUCACGAUAAGUGCGAUGGUGAGAUGGACGACGAGGAGAACGACUACAGCUGGUACUACGAGAAGGACUUAUCUAAGUACACGCCAAAUCCAAAGAUGAAGACACCGUUGCUCAUUUUCAUUCUGUCUGUCUUCCUACUUGUUGCCUGGACCAAUGCCGAACACAACACCGAAGCUUCUGAUGAUGAAGAUGAAGAGGGCCAUGUAAAAUACGAUGAGGAUGAUUACUACGAUGUCUUAAUAUCCGACGAUAAGGAUACUGAAAAAGAAGAUAUGGAAGAAGAAGAGGACGACGAGGAAGAAGAAGAGGACAUAGAAGAGGUCAAAGAAGACGAGUUGGACGAGGAGUGGUAUGCGCGAUGUUCUUCAGCGACAGCCUUUCUCCCGACCUCAUCCUCUCCCAACUGCCUGGCUGCGACUGUCCCGAUAUCUGCGUUGAUCCCCUUCAAUGCGCCUGUCUGCGUCGUUGCGGUGGCCUCAACUACCAUGCUGACCCUCAGGUUCUUUUCCAAUCCACGUUGUUGCCUCUCCGCCGUCCGAUCUACGAAUGCAACUCCUCCUGUACCUGUCAUCCCGUCUGCUGCCCGAACCGCGUAG